AUGUCAGUACAUACUUCUAUACCGGCGGAAUUAAAGGUUGCUGGAUUUACUCUGGCCUUUAGAUAUAGGGGUCAACUUCCAACUUGUUACGUAUGCCAGGAGGUGGGGCAUACGGCAAAGGAGUGCCCCAAAUCGCGAAAGGCCUUACAUAAGCAACCUGUCCGCAAGCAGACUGGUGCACAGUCUGCACAUAGUAAUAUAAACAAACCCUCACAGCAGCGUGAUGUGCCUCCUUCAACAUCACAGGAGUCACCUGCUUCCUCAAAGCCACCUGCUGACCUGAGGGAAAAAUUAAAUAAGGCUAGAGCUUCAGAGGAAGCUCGGAAGGUGCAACCUCCUAGCACACCAGUGCUAAAAGAGGUCCAAGUUGCGUUUGAGAAAUCACCGCGUGAUUUACGGGAUAAGUUGGAAAACGCUAAAGUUACUAUUUUGAUUGGAAGUGACGUGCCCGAAGCUCACUGGAUUUUUGAACAAAGACGUGGUAGACCAAAAGAGCCAUUAGCUGCACGAACAUUACUUGGAUGGACAUUAUUGGACCCAGUUGGAAGUGUUUCCCGACAGGAAGUUAAUGUCAACUUUAUACAUACGAAUCAAGAAAUGAUAACUUCCCAGCUACAGCGGUUGUACAAUGCGGAGUUCAUUGAGACGUCGAGCUCAACAGAUAUGGCGAUGUCAGUCGAAGAUCGUCGAGCACUGGCCAUAAUGGAAAACACCGUUCGUAAAGUUGAUGGUCAUUAUCAAAUCGCGUUACCUUGGCGGUAUCAGUCACCUUGUCUUCAAAACAACAGAUCGAUGGCCGAGAGAAGACUACGUUUGUUACAGAAUCGCUUGAAGAAAGAUGAAUCACUCCGGGUGAAGUACAGAGGACGUGAUCAAUGAUUACAUAAAAAGAGGUCACGCUAGAAAAGUUCCUGUCAACAUUAAUGACGAUUCAAAAGAAAAGCCAGUCUGGUAUCUUCCGCACCACCCUGUAGUCAAGCCAGAUAAACUGAGGGUUGUAUUCGAUUGUUCAGCGCGUUACAAAGGAACAUCUCUCAAUGACCAGUUGCUGAGCGGUCCUGAUCUGACGAAUUCACUGGUAGGUGUCCUUACACGAUUUCGCCAAGAACCGGUAGCAGUAAUGUCUGACAUCAAACAGAUGUUCCACCAGGUUAAAGUGGACCCCAAAGAUAACGAUGCUUUCCGCUUUCUGUGGUGGCCAGACGGCAAUUUAUCCAAGGAACUGCAAGAUUAUCAAAUGCUGGUACAUUUGUUUGGUGCAACCUCCUCUCCAAGUUGCGCGAGUUAUGCACUUAAGAAGACCGCAACUGAUAACCAAGGUGAAUUUGACAUCCAGAUGAUUGACACUUUAAAUCGUAACUUUUAUGUUGACGAUUGUCUCAAGUCGGUACCAUCAGUCGAGAACGCUUUAACUAUUGUACAAGAACUUCCCAAGUUAUUGGCGAAAGGUGGGUUCCAUCUUACAAAGUGGAUUUCGAAUUACCGGGAAGUAAUGAGUGUUAUCCCAGAAAAAGAAAGAGCUUCAACUAUUGUGGACUUAGAUUUGGAUAAGCUACCCGUAGAUCGUGCUUUGGGAGUACGAUGGGAUGUUGAGAAAGACAAGUUUGGGUUUAAAGUCACUAGUCAAGGUUCAUUGGAUACAAGAAGAAAAGUUUUGUCGUUUGUAUCCUCGAUCUAUGAUCCUCUUGGGAUUGUGGCUCCUUUGCUUCUGCCAGCCAAGAAAUUUUUACAGGAGUUAUGCAAGCUUCAAUUUGGAUGGGACGACUUAAUUCCGCAAGAGAAUUUCCCUAUUUGGAAGCAGUGGCUUAACUACCUAUCGAAUAUCGAGAAUCUCACGGUGUCGCGUUGUUUAAAGCCUGAGAACUUUGGAAACCUUCGUUCUGCUCAGUUACAUCAUUUCUCGGAUGCAUCAGAAGAUGGUUAUGGAGCUGCUUCAUAUCUUAGACUGGAAAACAUAUCCGGGAACAUUCAUUGUGCUCUUCUCUUGGGAAAGUCGCGAGUCGCGCCUUUGAAAACCAUUACAAUCCCUAGAAUGGAACUAACGGCUGCAACAGUAGCUAUAAAUCUGCAUAAGUUGCUUUCGAAAGAAUUGGAGAUUCUUAUUCAUCAAACGGUAUUUUGGACAGACUCUACGAUUGUCAUUCAGUAUAUCCGUAACGAAGCCAGAAGAUUUCAGACGUUCGUGGCAAAUCGGUUGUCAUUGAUUCAUGAAGUUUCGUUGCCGAUGCAGUGGAGAUAUGUUCCAUCAGAGUUAAACCCAGCUGACCAUGCCUCUCGUGGUAUAAAGGCAACAGAUACAGACUAUCUAGAUCAUUGGUUAAAUGGUCCUUCGUUUUUGUGGACGAAUGAAUGCUACUGGCCACAACAACCAACAGAUCUCAUAGAGCUGGCUGGAGAUGAGAAAGAAAUAAAGCAAUCACACCAUGUUCAUACUGUUAGUCAGAAUGACGUAAUGGUUCAUUUGAUUUCUCGAUUUUCAAAUUGGUGUCAUCUUCAACUCACCAUUGCCUGGCUCCUUAGAUAUAAAUCAUAUUUGAGAGCACAGGUUAAGACAUCGUUACGUAAUUUCGAUCGUGGUCCCCUCAAAGUCUCCGAGAUUCAGUCAAGUACGAAAGAAAUUGUUCGAUUGGUGCAAAUGCAAGUAUUUACGAAAACUUGAUCCUAUACUAGUCGAUGGUAUUAUUCGAGUUGGGGGACGUAUUGACAAAGCUCCGGUUUGUUACAAUGUACGCCAUCCUAUGAUUCUGCCCGGGAAACACCACGCCACAGCACUAAUUAUUAAACAUUAUCAUCACAUGGAAGGACACGUUGGUAUUAGCCAAGUUUUGGCAACGAUUAGACAGAAAUUUUGGGUUCUACAGGGUCCAGCAGCUGUUAAACAAGUAGUUGGAGAAUGCCUUACUUGUCAGCGUUGGAAUUCGCGUCCAGAAAGUCAAAUUAUGGCUCCAUUGCCAGACGCGAGGGUAACACCGGCACAACCUCCAUUCUCAUGUGUUGGGAUCGAUUAUUUUGGACUUAUUCCGGUGAAAGUUAAACGUAGUACUGUCAAACGAUACGGUUGUGUAUUUACAUGUCUUGGGAUGAGAGCCGUGCAUAUUGAGAUCGCGUAUGAUCUAAGUACUGAUUCAUUUAUCCAAGCCUUCAUGAGAUUUGUCAGUAGACGUGGUCCGCCCCACUCAAGUUUUUAG
Messenger RNA from Paramuricea clavata, 3188 nucleotides. Lineage: Eukaryota; Metazoa; Cnidaria; Anthozoa; Malacalcyonacea; Plexauridae. The record is from the annotation of a GenBank genome assembly.